Messenger RNA from Zea mays, 1063 nucleotides. RefSeq lists its product as uncharacterized. The record is from RefSeq and is marked predicted. The transcript has a single exon. NCBI's taxonomy places the organism in Eukaryota, Viridiplantae, Streptophyta, Magnoliopsida, Poales, Poaceae. The coding region runs from base 73 to 756 and encodes 227 amino acids.
GGUGUUUGCUCCGGCCAAGCCCCGGCGGCCACUGCCGAUGGCGCGGCAUGCGGCCAGGCACGGGAUCCGGCCAUGGUGCGGCCUGGGCACGGCGACUCCGGCCCCAGCAGCAUUGCACGCGCGGGCGCGGCCAUGGUGCGGCCUGGGCACGGCGACCCUGGCCCUAGCAGCCCUGCGGACGCGGGCGUGGCCACCGGUGUCGUGGCCCCGUCAUCGGGGCACGCCGCCCUACGACGGCCACACUGCAGGCGCUCCCCAACGGGCGCACAGCCGGCGGUGGCUGCGCGCAGCCCCUGUGCGGGUGCGCGGGAGCGGCCCCUGGUGGCUCGGCGUCCCGACGCUGGCGCUUCGGCCGGGCACGGCUCCGAGGCUGGCUUUGCCGGCCACAACACACUCCGGUGCGCGGCCCCGGCGUCCUCCUCCAGCAUGGGCUCCGACCAUGUGACGGCCCAGUACGGGCGCAACAGCCCCAGCCAAUGCCCAACCUCCUACGCCGCUCGGGUCCGAACACGCAUGCGAGCGCUGCUGCAAGCCUGCAACCGCACCAUUGCAUGGUCCGGUGCAACUGCACCAUUACGGUGGUGGGCUUCUCAGCCCCGCCAGCGGCAUAGCGUUUGCUGCAUGCGUGGCCCGCGGAGUGCAUUUCGCUGUUGCCGCAGACUCGCCGUCGCUGCCAUGCGUGGACGUGCGAACGGAAGCGACACAUCCCAAUCACUGGAAUGCAUACCGAGAUGGGUAGCGGCACAACGUUGGUAGAGCAAACAUGCAUAUUUAAUUUGCUAGAUCAAAAGGUAAAUCUCAAACCUGAAUAUAAUAGAGAUUUACUUUUUGGUUGUUCACGUGGCCAACGCCAUGAACCACUGCAUCCGUGCUUGCACAUCAUCAGCCUGCCUGCACAUCGUCAUGUUCACUGUUGCCGAAGACGAUCCGGUAACCGCCGUCGCUGGUGCACACGCAAGACUUUUCCUCGUUCAGUGGAGAGAGUUCGUGCUGAUAACGUGUUGUAACUCAGUGGAAAACAAGUGAACAGAGGAACAGUGCAAAUGACAGUUGUCCUUUAUUA